GUUUCUAAAUAAAAAAAAAGAUUUGAUAAUGAUGGAUAUUCAUUAGACUUAGCCUAUAUUACAGAGAAUAUAAUCGCCAUGGGUUAUCCAUCAUAAAAUUACGAAAAAAUAUUUAGAAAUUCUAUGAAAGAAGUUUAUAAUUUUUUAAAUGAAAGGCACAAAAAUCAUUAUAAAGUAUAUAAUUUAUGUAGUGAAAGAAAAUAUUAAAAAAAUUGUUUUGAUGGAAUGUUUGAAGAAUACCCAUUUGAUGAUCAUUAACCUCCCACAUUAUAAUUAAUUUACAAAUUUUGCGAAUCAAUAAAUCAAUGGUUAAAUUAACACCCUUAUAAUGUAGUUGCUGUGCAUUGUAAAGCUGGAAAAGGAAGAACUGGUGUUAUGAUUUGUUGCUAUUUAUUAUUUAGUGGGUAGUUUGAAAAAGCUUAUGAUGCAAUUAGAUAUUAUGGAAUUAUGAGAACUAAAAAUAAAAAGGGAGUUACUAUUCCUAGUUAAAUUAGAUAUAUUACAUAUUUUUAAAUUGCUUUAAAUAAUUAAUGGAAUCUAGAGAAUUUUCCUGAAAUAGAAUUAAAAUUGAAAGUUAUUAAAUUAAUUACAGUUCCUAAUUUUAAUUUGUUCGGAGGAUGCAGAGCAUUUCUAAGUAAAAAAUUAUAAAAAUGA
This is a messenger RNA of Ichthyophthirius multifiliis, 654 nucleotides long. RefSeq names its product lim-type zinc finger protein, putative. The record is from RefSeq and is a predicted model, not a curated record. Gene Ontology annotation, cellular component: cytosol. The annotation marks the transcript as partial. Gene Ontology annotation, biological process: protein dephosphorylation. Lineage: Eukaryota; Ciliophora; Oligohymenophorea; Hymenostomatida. The transcript has 5 exons. Gene Ontology annotation, molecular function: phosphatidylinositol-3,4,5-trisphosphate 3-phosphatase activity; protein tyrosine phosphatase activity.